AAUUCGAGCUAUAGCUUCUCAUUACGCUGACGUGGACAAAGAUGUCAAUAAUGCUACACAGAUUUUGUUUGUCUAUAUCUGUUUGAUAUGCGUCGAAAGUCGCACAGUUGUUGUUUGAUAGUGUUCGAUUUCAACAGUGUAAAUUUAGAACCAAUUCUUAUCGCCAGGCAAGUGGAUUUAAACAAAAUAAUCAAGUCUGUAGAUGUAAACAGUACGCGAAGUAGCAUUCACUUUUUGAGUUACCUGAAGGGCAAUGCACUGUGGGUACGAGUUGUGUGGUGCGCAUGCGCAGUUCAGUUUACAGUUGGAGCUCGUCAGAAAAUGGCGUCGGCUAAGUUCUUGGAGGAAGCACUCAGUACAGACGUCGAUGAAUCAGCAGUCAGUGCUAUUGUGGGAACGUUGGAGACACAGUUAGUGACUACGCAGCCUGCAGUUUCCAGUCAGCAAGGAACAUCUGCGUCUGUGAAUCAGAAUCAUAUGAACAAUACUAUUGCUAAUGGGGGCACUGUCUCAACACAGAAACACGGUGUUACAAACGGUGGCCCUCCAUCUAUGAAUAUUUUGAAUGCAGAUGCAAAUAAAACUAUUUCUUCUAGUACGAUACAGAGUAGUAAUGUUGUUCAUUCAAGUGUUGUAAAUACUGUCGUGGCUUCUCUUCAUGGAGGAGUACCUACAAGUGGAUACUUAAACCAAGUAACUUCAAGUGCUAAUCAAGGAAAUAUAACAAAUAUUAGCAAAUCUCACGAACCUGUUAAAGUAGUUUAUCCUCCUGGAAGUCAAACGAACACUAGUACUGUCGGUAUUAACAUAAACAACAGAGUGAAUUUCCCAACAACAGCCCUUCCAAAUGGUAAUCUUGGAUUGUCUCCUAUUCCGUCUCAUACAGUGUUAAAUGCAGUCACAUCAACAGUCCAGAGUGCAGUGUCACAGUCUCAUUCACAGUCUGGAGCAAGUGUUACUGGUAAAAUUAGUGGUGUAGUUAGUGUUGACGGGAAACCUGGAACUGCUUUAGUGAUAAAAGCUAGUGGAAAUAAUAAUGCAACUCAAGGGACACCAAUAAGUGCUAAUUUAGUGACAGUCCCAAUGACUGUAAAUACUACCAUGGCCCUGACAGGGUCAUAUGUAAACACAGCUGUUGGAACUACUACUGGCACUACAACAGGAAUGUCAGGUGUGGUGACAUUAACAAAACCAGUUACACAUUCGGUGGGGACUUCACAGACGUUGGUAGGGAAUUCGCCUACUAUUUUACCAGCAAACGUUCAAAUUUUGAAUGUAAAUGCAGUUCGAUUAGGCACACCUGGUCAGCAAGGACAGAAGAGCAUACCACCAAGAGUUGUUAUAGGUGCACCACAUAUGGUUGGUGCUAGACCAGGGCAGCCAGGACAGAUUACACUACAAACACUACAAGGCUUGCAACCUGGUACACAAGGUCAUCUAUUGCUGAAGACUGAAAAUGGCCAGUAUCAAUUACUGCGGAUGGGGCCUGUACCGACAACGCAUAGUUCGACUGUUACUCCAAACAGUGGCACUGCUACGAUACCAAGUGGCAGUACCUUCAGGAUUCAGUCAGUUCCAGCGCAUGGAACAGUAGCUGUUGCGACAACAACAGCAGCUGCUAUUCAAGCAACACCUCCUCCAGCUUUAACAACUCAGACAGCAACUGUACAGCGACACACAGUUGACACUACCAAAGAAAAAUGUCGCAAAUUUCUUGCAAAUCUGUUGGAGCUCUCAAGUCGAGAACCAAAAUCUGUGGAAAGGAAUGUGCGUACACUAAUCCAAGAGUUGAUUGACACCAAGGUUGAACCAGAGGAGUUCUGCGAUCGGCUUGAGCGAUUACUGAAUGCAUCUCCACAACCCUGCCUCAUUGGAUUUUUAAAGAAAAGCUUGCCACUCCUCCGCCAGUCUUUAGCUACGAAAGAACUUGUCAUUGAUGGCAUUCGGCCACCACCUCAAAGUGCAGUUGUCUUCUCGCUGGCAAAUUCUACAAUGGUUCCUCAAGUGCAGACACAGCAGAUAAGGCCUCAAGUUGCAACGGCACAAGUGCGGCUAAUGGCACCUGUCAAUGCAGCAACACAGAGUGUAGGAGUGACUACUGUGCCUCGACCUGGGCAGCCAGUACAAACUCACAGAAUUGUUGCGCCUGUGCGGCCACAAACUCCUGUGACUCGGAUGAUAACAACAACGGCUUUGAGGCCUCAGUCGCCUGUCACGACUGCCACGACAACACUCCCUUCAACGAUUACAACGCAAAUAAGGGUACCUACUCCCACACUCCCUACUCCCCCACUUCACAUUAGGCAACCCGUGCAGGUGCAGACAAAAACCCCAACUGCUAUCCAGCUGAGACCUCCACCUCCUGUGCAGAUAAAAGCUGCAAUACCCCACAUUAAACCUCAGACAAAUGCCUUUGUCAAACCUCCUACACCUUCUCUCUUGCCAAAACCUGUAGCAAAAGAAAAAGAAAAAAAAUCAUUCUCAUCUGCAGGGUACACAGGAGAUGAUGAUAUCAAUGAUGUAGCGGCAAUGGGUGGUGUCAAUCUGGCAGAAGAAACUCAGAGGAUUCUGGGUUCAACUGAAUUUGUUGGGACACAGAUUCGUUCAUGUAAAGAUGAAAUAUUUUUACAUGCAGCUCCUCUUCAGCAAAGAAUCAGACAAAUUGUUGCUCGUCAUGGCUUAACGGAAGAGCCAUCACCAGAAGUUGCAGCACUGAUAUCACAUGCAACUCAGGAGAGGUUGAAAAACUUGAUAGAAAAAUUGUCCAUUAUUGCAGAGCAUAGAAUAGAUGUUAUUAAGGUAAAUAUAUAUUCACUUUCUGUUGUAACAAAAUCAUUUUUAUCUACUCAGUUCGUUAAACACUACUGUUUCUUUUGUUUAAAGAUGGAUCCGAGGUACGAGGUCACACAGGAUGUUAAAGGACAGCUUAAGUUUCUGGAAGAAUUAGAUCGUGUCGAAAGGAAGAGACAUGAAGAGCAUGAACGGGAGCUACUUUUAAGAGCUGCAAAGAGUAGAUCAAAAUCUGAAGAUCCAGAGCAAGCUAAAUUAAAAGCAAAAGCCAAAGAAAUGCAAAGAGCGGAGAUGGAAGAACUGCGACAGAGGGAAGCAAAUCUCACAGCGCUACAGGCAAUUGGACCAAGGAAGAAGCCCAGGUUGGAACUUGGCACUGGUGUUGGAAAUUCAAGCCAGGGAGGUGCUGGCAGUUCAAAUGGUGCAGGCAGUAGCCUUAACAGGACACAGCUACCAAUGAGGCCAAGGUUGAAACGGGUGAACCUCAGAGACCUGCUUUUCCUGCUGGAACAGGAGAAGGAGACUUGCCGAAGUACUCUUCUGUAUAAAUCUUUCCUCAAGUGAUUGUUGUUCUCACUUCUUGAGUGUUGCGAUAGCCAUGAUUGUCAUUGGCGUAAGUGCUGUGAAUCUAAAACUUCUACUGGUGUCCUGAUCCCUAUUCUUCUCAGAGCUUUUAUGAGAUAAUGACACUGUGAAAAAAGUGUGCAAUGUUGGGUGAAAUCAAAUGUCUUGAUUUAAAACAGGCAAGUCUUUCUUACUAAGUGUGAAAUGCUGAACUUAUACUUUGUGUAAAUAAACGUAAGAAGAGUCAUGGAUGGGUUAUUUGUUGAGUAUCUUAUGAUAAAAGUGACAAAGUGCACGGCAUCCCACUCCCAGGCGAACUUAAUGUGUAAUGAAAUCUUCCUUUAAACUGAUGAAUGAAUGUACUAACUUUUACAUGAAGUCUAAUUGUUACUUUCAGUACAAAGGCAGCCUUAAACACCAAAAUUUUCAUAUCUUUUUUUCUGUGUUCAGAAAAAAAUACUUUUCUUGUUAAAUUUUUGCUUUAAAUUGACUAGUGCACUGCUAUUUAGUAAUGUGCUAAUGUGAAACUUGGUGUACUAUACUGUCAUUUAAGAUACUGAAAAUCUUCCAGAUUUGUAGCAGAAUAUUGCUAAUACAUUAAAUUUUGUAUUUUUAUAUAGUUAAAGACAUUGCCUCAAACAAUAGUGCACAAUAGAUUGAAGCUCCUGUUUCUUUUACAGUCUUGUGUCUUACUGAUUUGCCUGUUUUAUAAUUGAUGUACAAUUUUAAAUGACUUGAGACUAGUGUAGUAAGUCCAGUGUCUUAUUGAAACAAAUAAAAAAAUGAAAAAGAAAAAAAACGAAAUAGGGGAAAAUGAGUCAUAUGUAUGUGUUGUUUCUGUAAAGUAUAGGAUAGUCUGUUCUACAGAGGAAUCUAAGUCUUACCCUUAAGUUACCAUGUAUUAUUAUUUUUUAUUUGUUGUUGAGAUUACUGUAAAUUGAUAGUGAAAUUAUAUGUGGUAUGUUAACUUUAACUGAUUGCCCAAAUUAAGCUAAUCAGUUCAAUAUGGCUACCCUACUUUUAAUAUUGCAUCAAAACUGGCUUGACACUCGUAUGUGUUAAAUAUUUUUAAUUUUUUGUUUUAAAUUUCCAUGGAUUGAUCAGUAACUAGAUUUAUACAGAUUUUUUAAUCUUGUGCUGAUGACUCAUCUGUCUUACAAAAAUGUGCAGUGUUUAUUGUGAUUAAAUUUAAGAGCCAGAUAAUUUCACUGUACCUGAAGCAUUUAAAAUGUUAUUUGUUACUGUUUUUUAUAGAUCUGGCUCUUUGCUUAUUUCAUGUGUGUUACUA
Messenger RNA from Schistocerca gregaria, 4642 nucleotides. RefSeq names its product transcription initiation factor TFIID subunit 4 (gene Taf4). Gene Ontology annotation, molecular function: protein heterodimerization activity; DNA binding; RNA polymerase II general transcription initiation factor activity. The record is from RefSeq and is a predicted model, not a curated record. The transcript is spliced from 12 exons. Gene Ontology annotation, biological process: DNA-templated transcription; transcription initiation at RNA polymerase II promoter. NCBI's taxonomy places the organism in Eukaryota, Metazoa, Arthropoda, Insecta, Orthoptera, Acrididae. Bases 88 to 3354 code for a protein of 1088 amino acids. Gene Ontology annotation, cellular component: transcription factor TFIID complex.